This is a messenger RNA of Dermacentor albipictus, 2816 nucleotides long. RefSeq names its product disintegrin and metalloproteinase domain-containing protein 10-like. Gene Ontology annotation, molecular function: metalloendopeptidase activity. Gene Ontology annotation, biological process: Notch signaling pathway; membrane protein ectodomain proteolysis. Gene Ontology annotation, cellular component: plasma membrane. The record is from RefSeq and is a predicted model, not a curated record. Lineage: Eukaryota; Metazoa; Arthropoda; Arachnida; Ixodida; Ixodidae.
UGGGUAUGGCGAACAAUCGGCUGGUUUAGAAAGAUCACGCAAGGAGAAGAAAUUGAAGAAAGCGCCUUCACGUGCUCCUUUGCGUGCAAGCCUCACGAGACGUUGAGAAGACGGAUUAGUACUGCCCUUGGCCAUCAUAUAACAUGCUUUUCCUAGGAGUCAUGGUCCUCUUGGCUUCAGCUACGGCCAGCGAUGAUGAUGAGCGGCUGAACAUGUUCGUGCGUCGCUUCGAGCCCGUGUACUACGACCCGGAGCUGGUGCACCGGAACCACGUGCGGGCAAAACGUUCCAUCGAGGACGGCGAGAGUGGCCACGUACACGUGCAGAUACGCAGCACUAAACGGUCGCUCGACUUGCAUCUUUCUGCCGACGCGUCCGUUUUCCACGAGGAUCUCGUUGUCGAAUCGUCCACGGAAGGGAUUGUCAACGUCGAUACAAGCCAUAUCUACAAGGGAUACGUUAUCGGCCAACCUCACAGCCGGGUUUUCGGCUCUCUGCACCGUGGUGUGUUCGAAGGCAGCAUCGACACCGGCUCGGGCGCCAGCCUCUACGUGGAGCGGGCCAGGAGGUUCUUCAACGACACCCGCCCUUACCACUCGGUGCUCUACUCGAGCGCGGACGUCGAGAUCCCCGCGGCGGCAGGAGGAGGCAGCGGCCACUGGUGCGGGUUGCACGGCAGCACCGAGCGCUGGAUGAAGGAUAUGCUACGCAGAUUCCGUCGCACUUCGGCUCCUGAGCCUCACCUCGCUCAUGGUCGCGUGGGCCGAAAGUUGCACGCCGUUACCAAAGCAAGUGACAACGACGAAAGUGACAAAAACGACGCUGACAAAAUUGGAAUGAGUCAGGCUGACGACGACGGCGACGACGAAUGGCUAGAAAACACCACUACGAAAGACGGCGAGCGAGUCGUCGGAGAACGACGUGACGCCACCGAUAAGACGGAGCGGGAAGACCCGGACGAUUCCGAAGACGAGGUAGACACGCUGAAGACUCUGAGGCCCAAGGGGAGGAGACCCAGCCGACGGCGGGAAGACUCACGGUCGCGUCGCGUGUGUAACUUGGAAAUCAUCGUCGACAACACGCUCGCCGAGACCGUCCUGGCGGAGACGGCAACGCUGGCACCGGCGCGGGAGGUCAUCGCGUCCGUCAUCGCCCACAUGGUGGACAAGGUGAACGCCAUCUACGGCGACACAAACUUUGGCGGCAUCGAAGACAUCAACUUCGUCGUGCAACACAUCAUGAUUGCCGAGCCCGGGGACUGUGUGGGCUACAAGGCCAAGCAGGACCCUCUGUGCCGCACGUCCCUGGACGCACCGCAGCUGCUGUACCUGGCGUCACUGACCCGACACGAUGACUACUGCCUCUCGUACAGGCUCAAUUACCGGGACUUCGCGGACGGCACCCUGGGUCUUGCGUGGAUUGCCAGCGACAAAAUUGCCUCUGGCGGCAUCUGUGAGCGGUACCGGACGUCCGUGGAGCUCGACCCCGUCAAUGGCGACUACAAGCAGGCCAAGUUGAGCCUUAACACUGGCAUCACCACGCUCAUCAACCACAAGCAGUACGUGGGGCUUCUCAUAGGGGCACUCACACUCGCCCAUGAGAUUGGUCACAGCUUCGGAUCACCCCACGACAAAGGGAGUAUCUGCGAACCCGUGGGAGCCGCGGGCAAGUUCCUGAUGUACGAGUCGGCGACCAAGGGGGACAGGCCGAACAACGACCGCUUCUCGCCCUGCAGCAUCGGCAACAUCAGCGCGAUCCUUGUGCCAGUCCUCAAUGGACAGAGCCCGCGCGAGAACUGCUUCCAGAGGCACAGCGGUCCCGUGUGCGGCAACCGGAUCGUGGAGGGAAACGAGCAGUGCGACUGCGGUCUCAAUGAGGCCGAGUGCACGGACAAGUGCUGCUACCCGCGUCACACGCAGAACAAGUCGCUCUCCUGCAGCCUCAAGCCGUUUGCCCGGUGCAGCCCCACAGCUGGCGUCUGCUGCAACGCGUCGUGCAGCUUCGUACCAAGAGGGAAAUUGUGCAGUGAGGCGACCGACUGCACCGAGGUUUCGUUCUGCGACGGCAAGAGGGCCGAGUGUCCUAAGGCGCCGGCCAAGCCCAACAUGACGUCGUGCAACAAGAACACGCAGGUGUGCUUCUCAGGCCAGUGCAUGGGCUCCAUAUGCCAGAAGUACGGACUUGAGGAGUGCUUCCGCGGCGCCAAGGGGCUGAGCAUCGACGAGCUUUGCCUCCUCACCUGUCAGGCACAUGGCUCGUCAGAAUGCAAGGUUGCGUGCUCCUUCCCGAAGAUGGCCAGCCACUGCGGUGCCAAGCUGCAGCCGGGGUCCCCGUGCAAUGACAUGCGCGGGUACUGCGACAUCUUUCACAAGUGUCGCCUCGUCGAGCCACGGGGUUUCUUGACGCGGCUGCAGGGGUUCUUCUUCGGUGGUGGAUCAGUGCACACCCUGUACGAGUUCCUCGCACACCACCCUAUCGUAUCGUGCCUGGUGAUCCUCGGCUCCUCCUGGUUCAUGCUGCUCAUAUUUCGCUGCUUCGCUGUGCAUACGCCUAGCAACAACCCCCUGAAGAAGCCGCCCUUCAAGCUCAAGGACACACUAAGGCACCCUAUCGACACCUUCGUCAGCAGCUGACGAGGGCUGUGCCGCUGUCAUCAUGCAGGACACCGCCACAGCGUCAACAUGAAGUGGGACGCGUUGUUAUUGACUCCGUGAUGAGUCAACAACGCCCUUCAAAUGCCUUGCUUUAAGCUGGGAUGUUCUUUAUUAUUACACCAGUUCAAUGUCUAUUUCAGGCAUUACAAUUGUCACAAGGUC